This is a messenger RNA of Triticum turgidum subsp. durum (durum wheat), 1908 nucleotides long. Lineage: Eukaryota; Viridiplantae; Streptophyta; Magnoliopsida; Poales; Poaceae. The record is from the annotation of a GenBank genome assembly.
AUGGCCAUGGAGGAGCUGCUGCAGAGGCUGCUGGACUCGGCACACAACGCCGAGGACUUGCUGGACGAGCUGGACUACUUCCGCAUCCACGACCAGCUAUAUCAUACAUACGAUGCUGCUGACCAGCACGGCAAGGGUUGUGUCUGCAACCUCGCCCUCAAUGCUCGCCAUACCGCCAAAGCUCUUGCCAAACAGCUGUCAUCCUUGUCUGCGUACUGCUUUGGUGCCAACACUGGUGGUGAUCACCGGCAGGGAGUUGCAAGACAACAUGUCAUUUGUUGUGCUUGGCCGUGUGGCAGGCAGAGACUACCUGUCGAUUCCUCCUCGCCGCCAAAUGCCAAUCAGGCUGGUCAGGAGCUCAGUGGAUGCAUGCCAAAGCUCGGUAAAAUCCUCCCUUGCGCAUCUUCCCCGCAUCCACAUGUUCAUGGUGAUGAAGUUGGUGCCAGUGUGCAAGAAACACCAAUGCAUGAGUUUAAUAGGGUCGAUUUCUCCCAAAGGAUGAAGGACACUGUAGAGCAACUAAAGCUUAUGCGCAACGAGGUUACCAAGAUUCUGCAAGGUUGUGACCCUAGAACCAUCCCAGACAUUGCCCAGAGCCGUCCCAUCACCAAAGGUCGAAUUGAUGAGCCAAAACUGUACGGGAGGGAGACUGUCAUGAAUAGCAUCAUACAUGAUAUCACCAAGGGUCAAUACUGUACCAAGGGUCUAACUGUGCUUCCGGUUGUUGGUCCUGGGGAAAUGGGAAAGACAACUCUGAUACAACACAUAUAUCGCAACCAACAGGUGCAGAAUCAUUUUCCAGUCAGGAUUUGGAUGUGUGUGUCAUUCAAUUUCAAUCUGGAUAAGGCGCUAGAACAGAUUGAAGUAGGUACUCGUCCAGUUGAAAGUGAAAAGGAGGGCAGUACAACUGAAAAGUUGAUUGAAGAAAGAUUGAAAUCUAAAAGGUUCUUACUUGUAUUGGAUGAUAUAUGGCAGAUUAGUGAUGUGGGUGACUGGGAAAAACUCCUGUCGAUACUCAACCAAUCACAAGAAAAGGGUUCCAUGGUUCUAGUCACAACUCGGUUUCGAGCAAUAGCACAGGUGGUUAAAACAACUGGCCAUUCAAUAGAACUGGAUGGUUUAAAUUCUGGAGAGUUUAGAAAGUUGUUUCUCACAUUUGUCUUUGGCGAUGAGCAAUGUCCAAGGGACAAACAUUUUCUGCUUGAGACCGGAGAUAAGAUAAUGGAAAAACUAAAGGGCUCCCCUCUUGCAGCAAGGACUGUUGGCAGAUUACUGAGUAAAGAACAUAGUUUGGGGCAUUGGAAAAGGGUCCUAAACAGUAAAGAAUGGGAAAAGCAAACCAAUGGAAUUAUGUCUGCCUUGAAGCUUAGCUAUGACUUUCUCCCUUUCCAUCUGCAACAAUGUUUUUCCUAUUCUGCAUUGGUUCCUGAAGAUGUAUAUCUCAGAAGCUAUGAUCUCAUCAGCCUGUGGAUCGGACUAGAUAUUUUGAUACCUAGUGAUCAAAAUCAAACAUCUGAAGAUAUAGGUUUGAGCAAUUUAAAUGAGUUAGUCAAUUAUGGAUUUUUCAGGGAAGAUAUAGGUCAGCGGUAUGUUAUGCAUGACCUACUACACGAUUUGGCAUUGAAGGUUGCAUCGCAUGAUUGUCUUUGUUUACAUCUCCCUAAUGUUGGAUCAGUGGUAAUUCAGCCAACCACCCGUCACUUGUCUAUAAGCACACAUGACUUAGGCAAAUAUGAUGCAGUGUCAGGUGAAAAAUUAAGAAGUGAAUUGGAAGAACUGAAGACAAAAUUGAAGGUUGAACAUUUGCACACAUUGGUGUUAUUGGGUAAAAUGGAUGGAAGUUUUGCCAAGAUAUUUGGUGAUUUUUUUUUUGGAAGCAAAUGCUCUUCGUGUUCUUUAUUUGUUUGA